Molecule: messenger RNA, 585 nt
Organism: Cynocephalus volans (Philippine flying lemur)
Lineage: Eukaryota; Metazoa; Chordata; Mammalia; Dermoptera; Cynocephalidae
Gene: BIK
Product: BCL2 interacting killer
Exons: 4
Coding region: 1-585 (194 amino acids)
Biological process (GO): apoptotic process; apoptotic mitochondrial changes; regulation of apoptotic process
Source: RefSeq, a predicted model, not a curated record
AUGUCUGAAGUAAGACGUCUCUACAGUGACCUCUUUCUUGAGACCCUCCUGUAUGAGCCAGGCCCGGACCUUCCGACUAUGGAGAUCCCUGGCAUGACUGGUCCCCCGGAGGAGCACUUUCACGCCCUGGAGGAGGACUUCGACCCCCUGGAGGACUUUGAUCUCAUGACGUGCAUUGAGGGCAGUGACCAGGUGGCCCUGCGGCUGGCCUGCAUUGGGGACGAGAUGGACCUACGCCUCAGGAGCCCGCGCUUGGCCCAGCUGCCUGGGAUGGCCAUGAACAGCCUGGCUCUGGCUCUCACCUACAACCAGACAGGCGUCAGGGGUGUUCUUGGAAGUCUUAUUGACGGUCUCAGCAACCUCAGGGAGAACGUAAUAAGGUUCUGGAGAUCCCAGACCCCCAGGACCUGGUCUGGUGAGGCACCUGGGCUUCCCCUUCGCCACCCUGCGCUCGCCCAGCUCAACCCCAAGGCCCCAGGGCCCCUGGAGCCUGCUGGCUCACGCUGCUCACUCUUGGUCCCGCAGGUGCUGCUGCCUGGGCUGCUGCUGCUGCUGCUGCUGCUGCUGCUCCUGCUGCCCCAGUGA